AUGCCCGUCGAGACUCCAGCCCAGUACGCUCGUCAACAUGGUCGGGCGACCGCCGUGGCAGGCUCAUCGACUGCGGUCGCUUCACCUACUGGACCUUCGAAUGGCAGUCGCACGGUGACGAUCGAGCACGAUGACGAUGACGACGACGAUGCCAAAGACGACGCGCACGAGCCAACGGGCCAAGACCAACGUCGAGUCGGGGUGUUGCGCCUGCGAGGGCGGGCACUACCCGGUGGUCCAAGGGUACAGUGGCAGGAUGACGUCGUCGACAACGAGAUGCUCAAUCGGAAAAAGUCAAAGAGUGAGUCUCCAGGUGGGGCGAAGGAGCGAAGCGGCAGGGGCGGCAGGGGCGGCAGGGGCGGGGUGGACGUCCACAACCCCUCCGUUCUUCUCACUGUGGGCGGCGGUAACCACGGCUGAGUGCUCACGACCACGUCAUCUUGCUGCACAGUCUGUUGCAUCUACCACAAGCCCAAGGAGUUUGACGAGUCUUCGUCGGACGAGUCAGGAUCAGAGUCGGCCUCCUCGGACGGGUCGAAUGACAGUCGGGUAGCCAAACCUCCGCGCCAGCGUCCCGCACGUCGACACCACAAUGACGAUCACGGCCAUGAUCAAGAUCAUGAAGGUUGUGGCUUGAAUCAAGCCAAUACAUCUGCCUCCGCAUCUUCCAAUAUGGUGACGGCUCCAACAGCAGCUGCCCUAAACGCCGAAUCGAGCCAUGAUACCCCGGAGGUGGCCCCGCCCGAGCCGAAUGCGUACGAGCGAUUACCGCAUCGAUCCGACAAGGGCAAAGGUUAG
Molecule: messenger RNA, 798 nt
Organism: Microbotryum saponariae
Lineage: Eukaryota; Fungi; Basidiomycota; Microbotryomycetes; Microbotryales; Microbotryaceae
Source: the annotation of a GenBank genome assembly